UCUCAAAAGAAAGCCUUGAACAUUUAUUGCAGAUAAUUUUCCUUUGAUACAUUAGCUGACAUGUGAGCAUUGUGUACUAAAGUGCGAUCCUUGAGGGAUCAAGAAAAACGGGUUUGAGCAGGGAGUGUAGAAUAUUGUUAAUAGUUCAUACGUCAAAGGGAAAUCAGAAAGGUGCUUACUGAAGGCAAGACGUUGACAGUAUGGCAGCCUGGACUGUGUGGACACUCCUGAUGUUUACAGCCCUCACUGGGCAAGGGUAAAAGGCUCAGGAUUGUGGAAUGGCUCCUCUGAACACAAAGAUAGUGGGAGGUGAGAAUGCCACAGCUGGGUCAUGGCCCUGGCAGGUCAGCAUGCACAUCACUGCUACAGAGAUGCACGUUUGUGGAGGGACCCUCAUCAGUGACCAGUGGGUACUCACAGCAGCCCACUGCAUAAUAUCCAAGUCCAGACUUACUUCAGGAGGUUCAGAUUCCUGUCAUUGGACAAAAGCAGUGCAGUUGCAACUACGUCCCAGUAUCAGACGCAAACAUCACUGAUGAAAUGAUAUGUGCGGGGCAAGAGAACAAAGGAGCAUGCCAGGGGGACUCAGGUGGACCAUUGCAAUGCAAACAAGGGGGAGUGUGGAUCCAGGCUGGCAUUACCAGUUUUGGAAUACCUUGUGCCCUGGCUGGUUUCCCUGAGGUCUAUGCCCGAGUGUCUCAGUUCCAGAAUUGGAUCAUGGAUCAAGUGGUAGGGGCCAGUGUUGGCUUUGUGAAGUUCACCUCCAAUGGCGUGGACCAGGACAGCAGCUUUGUGUGUCGCAGUGCAGACAAUGUAACCUCUGUAGCCACAGCACUAACCGUUGAGUUUGGGUUUGUUGUCAUCUCAGUGACAGUUUUUAACCUUUUUCUUUAAGGAACCCCUUAUCUAUCAUUGAGUAUUUGAUUUAAUAUACAAUGCAUAGGAAUAAUAGUGCAGAAUAACUGAUAAACUGAACAAUUAACACUUCAUUAUUAACCCAAAUAAUUAACGCAAAAACUGCAGGAAGUUUGUAUAAAAUUAGCAAUUUUGAGCAGAUUAUUUCCUUUGAAUAUUGCAUCAGGGAUGAGUUUUCCUCAUAUUUUUAGAAAUGUUUAAUACAAUCUUCCUGCUGUAUGUAUAGUUUUCUUUUUUCCCUUUUUGGUUGGUUUAGCAGCAUAUUAAAUGCUGAAAUAUAGGCCUAAAAGCUGAAGGCCUGAAGCUUUGGCGACCGCUAAGUAGGGUUCGGGACCCCCGGGUGUGCUCUAUAGCACAGAUUUGCACUAACAACGUCUCUACUUCUUCUAUUGUGUUGUGCUAUGUCUGUCUUUUGAAUCAUUUUUAAUGUAUACAAUUAUUGCAUAAUUGUAGCUGAGUUUGUAUGAUCAAAGUUUUUGCAUUGCACUUAAUUCUUUCCAUCCCACAAACUUAAUUUAACACAUAGCCGACAUCUUCUACCAGCCAUUUUUAUAGACAAUGGUAUGGAGAGCAAUCAUGUUAUCAGUUGACCUGCAAUGCACUUCAGUGCACAAAAAUAAAAUGUGGUUUGUUUUGCUUUAUUAGUCACAAUGUGUUGAAAUAAAAGACUGAUGAUUAGUGUGGUAUUUGUAGUAUUACUGAUAGGUAAAAUGACUUGUAAUUAUGUACAAUGGUGAAAAAAUAUUAAGAUUUCAGCAUAUAAAGAGCAUUUA
Molecule: messenger RNA, 1688 nt
Organism: Morone saxatilis (striped sea-bass)
Lineage: Eukaryota; Metazoa; Chordata; Actinopteri; Moronidae
Biological process (GO): proteolysis
Molecular function (GO): serine-type endopeptidase activity
Source: RefSeq, a predicted model, not a curated record